GCCGAUGGAACCGUUUGGCUCCUCCGAUGUUAAUUCCCUUCAAUUCUUGCUUUGAAACAUCAAGAGUCCCAAUUUUUGUCUCCUACAAAUUAAUGCUUUCAAGGAUUUGAAGAGUUAAGGGGAGAAGAUUUAUCAUGGGGACAGAAUCAAUGAUCUCAAUAAUCACGAUGAUGAUAAUGGUGAUGAUGAUGGGUGCAAAAGCAUUUGAUCCCAAGGAAAUCUUUAUGAAAGAUAGCAACAAUGUCUAUGAUCCUUGCUCUGAUGCAAAAGUUCAGAAAAAUGAUGGAUUCAGCUUUGGUCUUGCCUUUUCAUCCAAGGAAUCUUUUUUCUUUAACCAGGUUCAGCUUUCCCCCUGUGAUACCCGCCUCUCCUUGGAGAGCAAAGGUGCAAAACUUUCAGUUUUUCGGCCAAAGGUGGAUCAGAUCUCCCUCCUCACUAUCAACAGCACUGACUUUAAUCCUCUUGAAUCUGGUGGAUAUAUGGUAGCAUUUGCUGGAAGAAAGUAUGCAGCAAGAUCAGUACCAGUAAUGGUGGCUGAUGAUAAAAACACCAUGAUCAGUUUCACUUUGGUUCUUGAAUUCCAGCAAGGUACAUUGCAGAAUUUAUACUGGAAAAGCUUUGGGUGUGAUCACUGCUCUGGGAUUUGCCUUAACAAGCAAGACUGUGCAAUACCAACCUCAAAGUGCAAGAGCGGCAGCGGGCCUAUCAACUGUGGCCUUGGCAUUCAGCUGGCAUUUUCAGGCACAGACAGGAACCUAGAAGCACUAAACACAUGGUAUGAAGUUAGCAAUCUCCGGCAAUACUCCCUCUAUGGCCUGUACUCGGAUGUUCGUGAUUCCGUCACAAGCCAAUAUGAUUCCUAUAAUAACUUGUUCUAAGCCUUGUAUUGAUUGAAGUAUAUUUGUCACUAGCAAGCUAAGUAAGCCAGAGUUAAUUAUUUGCAAAAGUAUAUAUAACUGAGGUUUAAAAUACUCCCUUUUGAAUUCCAGAAUGAAGAUGGUAUUCUGAU
Molecule: messenger RNA, 1009 nt
Organism: Rubroshorea leprosula
Lineage: Eukaryota; Viridiplantae; Streptophyta; Magnoliopsida; Malvales; Dipterocarpaceae
Source: the annotation of a GenBank genome assembly